GGAACUUUCCAAGUUGGAUCUUUCUGCCCGUAAACAGAAAAAUUAUUCAACUCCUCUGUUUUCACAAAGAAAAGAGUCGUCUACGCGAAAAGCUUUAACAAAUUUAGAGCGUAACCUGUUAAUUUUUAAAGAACAAAACGGAGUUGCGAUCACAUUCCAAACGAAAUGGAGCUCAAACCUGGCCUAUCAGCUCUGGUCACUGGUGGAGCCUCUGGAAUCGGUAAGGCACUUUGCUUGGCUCUUGGAAAGAAGGGAAUAUUUGUGACAAUUGUUGAUUUCUCUGAAAAGGGAGCGGAAGUGGCAUCCCUAGUUGAAAAGGAGAAUGCAAAGUUUCACUCCAACUUAGAAUUUCCUGCUGCUAUGUUUGUAAAAUGCGACGUGACCAACACAAGGGAUUUAAAUGGUGCUUUUGAGAAGCAUUUAGCGACUUAUCAAGGAUUGGACAUCUGUAUUAAUGGUGCUGGAAUUGGCACUUCAAUACCAUUCCAUAAGGACCAAACUGAUGGCACUCGAACAUGGAGACACGCCAUUAAUGUAAACCUGAUUGCAGUUAUUAAUUGCACCCAGCUUGCGAUUAAGAACAUGGAAGCUAUGCAAAAGCCUGGUGUAAUUAUAAAUAUGGGAUCUGCUUCUGGUCUUUAUCCGAUGUACGUUGAUCCUAUCUACUCUGGCUCAAAAGGUGGUGUUGUCAUGUUUACUAGAUCACUUGCACCCUACAAACGUAAAGGGAUUCGCAUCAAUGUGCUUUGCCCUGAGUUUGUUCAAACAGAGAUGGGCUUAAAAAUUGAUACUAAAUUUGUUGAUUUAAUGGGGGGCUUUGUGCCUAUGGAAAUGGUGGUAAAAGGUGCUUUUGAACUUAUCACCGAUGAGAGUAAAGCUGGUUCAUGCCUCUGGAUUACCAAUCGUAGAGGCAUGGAAUAUUGGCCCACUCCUGUGGAGGAAAAAAAGUACUUGGUGCGUUCUUCAAGUUUCAAGAAAAGGUUUCCGCUCAAGGUCUCAUCAAAUUUCCAACUUCCCAAGAGUUUUGAGAAAAUAGUUGUUCACACCUUAAGUCACAAUUUUCGUAAUGCUACCCGCAUUGUGAGCAUGCCAUUGAGAUUGCCCAUCAAGCCAAAUCAUGUUCUUGUGAAAAUCAUUUAUGCUGGUGUAAAUGCUAGUGAUGUAAAUUUCAGCUCAGGGCGUUAUUUCAGUGGCCAAAAUAAAGACCAAGGCUCCAGUCUUCCAUUUGAUGCUGGUUUUGAGGCUGUGGGAAUAAUUGCAGCAGUUGGGGACUCUGUGACUGACCUGACAAUUGGCACCCCUGCUGCAGUCAUGACUUUUGGAAGUUAUGCUGAAUUCAUAAUGGUUCCUUCGAAACACGCCCUCCCUGUGGCAAGACCAGAUCCAGAAGUGGUUGCCAUGCUUACUUCAGGAUUGACAGCAUCCAUUGCACUAGAAAAGGUUGGACAAACGGAAUCUGGAAAAGUAGUUCUUGUUACUGCAGCUGCGGGAGGGACGGGCCAAUUUGCUGUCCAGCUUGCAAAAUUAGCCGGAAAUACAGUGGUUGCAACUUGUGGAGGUGAGGAAAAGGCCGUGCUCUUGAAAAAGUUGGGAGUUGAUCGGGUCAUAGACUACAGAGCUGAAGACAUAAAAACUGUUCUUAAGAAAGAGUUUCCCAAAGGUGUUGAUAUCGUCUAUGAGUCUGUGGGUGGUGACAUGUUUAACCUGUGCUUGAAUGCUUUGGCAAUCCAUGGACGACUUAUUGUGAUUGGAAUGAUAUCACAGUAUCAAGGGGAGCACGGAUGGAAGCCAUCAAAUUACACUGGCCUAUGUGAAAAGAUUUUGGCUAAAAGCCAAACUGUGUCUGGCUUUUUCCUGGUACAACAUAGUCACUCAUGGCAACAGCAUUUGGACAGGCUGUUUAAUAUUUUUUCUGAGGGAAAGCUGAAGGUUGCCAUAGACCCAAAAAGAUUUUUGGGCCUCAAUGCUGUUGCAGAUGCUGUUGAAUAUCUACAUUCCGGUAAAAGUGUUGGCAAGGUGGUCGUUUGCAUCGAUCCAUCCUUCAGUCAACCGACGGCAAAACUAUGAGCAAAUGUCAAAUUAUGUCCCUAUCUUUGUUUCCAUUUUUUAACAAAAUAAAUGUCAGUCUGAAUAAAAGAAAAUAAUAUCGCUGGCCAACAGUUCAUACAGCUGUUACCCAAAGGGAGGAUGUAAGGAAGCACUGCCGAUACACCGUCUUAGCUUUUAUUGAUUUCAUUUGAUGUAAUCUCAAGUUCUUGUUAGAAUUUGAGGGAUUCAAGUAAGAGCGAAAUAUAUAUAAAUAUUAUAGAGUCUA
Juglans regia (Persian walnut) is the source of this 2314-nucleotide messenger RNA. RefSeq names its product prostaglandin reductase-3. The record is from RefSeq and is a predicted model, not a curated record. Bases 166 to 2067 code for a protein of 633 amino acids. Gene Ontology annotation, cellular component: mitochondrion. The transcript has 18 exons. Gene Ontology annotation, molecular function: zinc ion binding; oxidoreductase activity. NCBI's taxonomy places the organism in Eukaryota, Viridiplantae, Streptophyta, Magnoliopsida, Fagales, Juglandaceae.